AUGAAUAUUGAGUCCAGCAUAGUGGCUGGAAUACCCGAAGCUGUCGGCGCUGACGAGCAGGAGACCGUGUGCAGCGCACAUCCUAGCGGAUUCCAAGAAGCAAGACUGCGUGCGAGAAUUGCCGAGUUGGAAAGGCAAUUGCAAAUGGUAACAAGGCCGGCGACACGUGCGGAGGAUCCGCCAUCUUUAAUUACAGAUACAAUGCCAGCAACGCAUAGGUUAGAAUCAGAUCGUCCGAUUAAUGGACUACAGCCACCACUAAUAAACACUCGCCCUGAGCUGCCAUCGACAAUUGGAACAAUGCCCCUGAUCUCACCAAACACGGUUGGUGGAUGGAUGACUAGAAAAAUCCCGGAACUGCCAGAGUUUUCGGGACUACCAGAAGAUUGGCCAAUAUUCUACUGCGCGUUUACUGAAACAAAUAGUGUAUAUGGAUGCACGGAUUUGGAGAAUAAUCAGCGUCUGGUUAAAGCUCUUAAGGGCGAUGCCCGUGAAACUGUUAAAUCUCUGCUUAUCCAUCCCAGAAAUGUGAACGCAGUCAUAAAUCAACUAAGAUUCCGUUAUGGUCGUCCGGAGCAGCUCGUACGCAGUCAGCUUCAAAGCGUGCGUGAUGUUCAACCGAUACAAGAGCACAAUUUAGCAAAGAUUAUUCCAUUCGCUACGCGCGUGAGUAACCUGGCUGCGUUUUUACAAUCUAUCAACGAGAGCCAGCACUUGGCUAAUCCAACCCUGUUAGAUGAACUAACCACGAAAUUGCCGCUGGACAAGAGAGUGGACUGGGCUAGACGCGCCGCAUCUAUAAAGCCCUACCCGACUGUCAUCGACUUUAGCGUCUGGUUAGAAGAACUAGCUAGCGUAAUAUGCACUAUCGUGGACUCCGACCACAGGGAAGGCAAACGACGAAUACUGUACACGAAGUUUGAAGAAGAGACGCGCGUCGAGCAACAUGGCCAACCCUGUCCAAACUGUUACGGGUCACACGAUAUAACCGAAUGUGCGGAGUUUCGUCUUGCUUCACCGACUGCGAGAUGGAGACUUGUCAAGAAGUACCGUCUAUGUUUCUUGUGCUUGAGUCCCGGGCACGUAGUUCGAAAGUGUACCACCAAGUCCAGAUGCCAUAUAGGUGAAUGCGGGCGAGCUCACCAUAACCUCCUACAUGAUUUCGAGUCUAAUUACAGGAAGGCUUCAAUGUCAAAGGCUGGACAUGGAAGCCCCACGAGGCCUCAACCAGUACUCAACAAUGGCAAGCAGCCCUCACCGGAACCAAGAAGCCAACAGCCAACCCAACAGAUGAACUUAAGUUGUGUUGACACUAAGACAACGCAACUAUUGUUUCGGAUCCUGCCAGUGACGCUUUAUUGGCCGAACCGUCGAGUAGAGACGUACGCACUGCUUGACGAAGCAUCAUCGGUAACCAUGAUCGAUGAAGUGCUACUCAAGGAUUUGGGCCUUAAUGGAGAACGCAGUCAACUUGCAGUCAAAUGGUUUAAAAAUAUGACAACCCAAGAGCCAACAAAGAGGAUAAACUUACACAUUAGUGGACAUGAUAAAAACAAGAAGUACGAAUUUAAGAAUGUGCAUGCAGUGGAUGGGUUAGAUCUGCCGAUGCAGACCUUGAAUCAGGACUACCUCCAAGUAAUCAAUCCGCAAUCACGUUUCCCUGUUGAGGCAUAUACUAACGCGAUGCCUAGGAUCCUAAUAGGCCUGGAUCACAAGUACCUUGUCGUGCCAUCCAGCACCUGGAAAACCUCCAAUAGGGGACCGUACGUGGCCGUUACUAGGUUAGGAUGGGAUGUUUCUGGGGCGUUCCACAAGCAUCAACAUACAUCUGCGCCAAAGCCAUGUCUAUUUGCAGCAACGGACACCGAUGAAGUUCAUAAGAUGGUCAGCGAAUACUUUGAACUGGAGAACCUAGGGGUGAAGCCAACUCCACCAGCCCCUUCAGAUGACGACAUACGGGCACAAAGUAUUUUGAACGAGACGACGGUAGAAUUACUCGGGCAGUACCAGACGGGAUUAAUCUGGAAACGUGACAACGUAAAUCUACCUUCCAGUUAUAAAAUGGCGUUAAAUAGGUUGAAAACUGUUGAAAGAAAAAUGGAAAGAGAUAAACAGUUUGCCCAAGAGUAUAAAGGAAUGAUAAACGAUUACAUAAGUAAAGGAUACGCUCGACGUGUAGAGCGAGAAGAAGACACUGCAGUCGGCAGCGGCAAAAUAUGGUAUUUGCCGCAUUUCGCAGUGACGAACCCGAAUAAGCCAGGGAAAAUUCGGCUAGUCUUUGACGCGGCUGCCAAAGUGGGCAACGUGUCACUGAAUUCAGAGCUAUUAAAGGGACCACAGCACUAUAGGCCGCUUCUUUCUGUUCUAUUCCAUUUCAGAGAAGGAGCUGUUGCGGUCACCGGAGACAUCAAAGAAAUGUUCCACCAGAUCUAUGUACAGCCCCAGGACCGAAGUUCUCAACGGUUCCUGUGGCGGGAUGGAGAUAGACAACGAGAAGCUGAUGUGUACGAGAUGCAGGUGAUGACCUUUGGAGCUGCCUGUUCUCCAAGUGCCGCACAUCAUGUCAUGACGCUAAAUGCGAUGCGUCACCAACAAGUAGACCCACGAGCGGUCAAAGCUAUUACAGACUAUCAUUAUGUGGACGAUUAUGUGGACAGUUUCGCCACUGAGGACGAAGCUAUAUCAGUCUCUGUCAGGGUCAGAGACAUACACAAGACUGGAGGAUUUGAGCUACGCCGAUUUCAAUCCAACUCACCUAAGGUUGUGGAGUCCUUGGGUCAAGAAGGAACCACCAACCCAGUUGGGUGGGCUGAAGCAGAGGAGAAAAUUCUUGGAUUGUAUUGGCAGCCAGCGACCGAUGAAUUUAGGUUUAACGUGAAGUACCAGAGGAUCAAGGACGAUGUGCCUACCAAGAGGCAAUUCCUCAGCCUAAUCAUGUCAACGUUCGACCCGAUGGGGUUCCUGAGUUGUUUCACCAUUACCGGCAAGUUAUUAUUACGCGAGAUUUGGAGAAGGAAUGUUUUAUGGGAUGAACCGUUGCCAAAAGAACUCAGCAGCGCCUUCCAGAAAUGGCGCCAUCAGCUAGAAGGAGUGGGUCUGUUCCGAUGCCCGCGUCACUACUUUGGAUCAGAAAUGGUGAAGUCAAUACAAUUACAUGUCUUCACUGACGCCAGUGAGUCGGCGUACGCGGCUGUGGCCUACUGGAGGGCCACCUACCAAAAUGGGGAUGUACAAGUGAGUUUCGUUUGUGGUAAAACGAAAUGCGCUCCGAUGAGAACCAUGUCAGUUCCACGACUGGAGCUGCAGGCAGCGGUGCUCGGUACACGCUUGAUGAACGCUGUGAAGAGUGGACACUGCAUGGAGACGGAAGAUGUUGCUAACGACGAAUUUAUACAAUUUCAGAGAUUCUCGGAGUACAACCGACUGUUGAGGACUAUGACUUGGGUUCUCCGAUUCGUGUGUCGGUGCCGUCGUCAGCAGCACAAACAUGGAAAAUAUGGAUUGACUGCAGCCGAAUGUGCGAAAGCCGAACUUGUCUUGGUUCGUGUUGCUCAAAGGGAAGCGUUCCCAGACGAGUUGCAUCGCCUAUAUGCAAACAGACCAGUCCAGCCGACGAGUGAGCUGAAGGGACUGCUACCCUACCUUGACGACUUAGCGAUUCUACGCGCAUCUGGGAGAAUCGAUGCGGCCCUGUGUUUACCGUAUGGGGCGAGAAGGCCCAUCAUUCUCACGCAUAGGCACCCACUGACGGAUUUGAUCGUUCGUCACUACCAUGUAAGGAUGAAACAUCAGAAUGUAAACGCAACUAUCACCGAGAUCCGCAUGAAGUUCUGGAUAACGAAACUGCGCCGGGUACUGCAGCGGGUUAUCCGGAACUGUGGUGUGGGCAAACUCCAGCGUGCAACCCCAACCCCACCUUUAAUGGGUCCGUUGCCUGAAGAUCGCCUAAAACCGGGUGGAUGGCCAUUUGAGUACACUGGUUUAGACUAUUUCGGACCACUACUUGUGACGGUGGGUCGACACCAAGAGAAGAGGUGGGUGGCUCUAUUCACCUGUCUAAGAACUAGAGCAAUUCACCUGGAGCUAGCCCACGAUUUGUCAACAGACUCCUGCAUACUUGCGAUGAGGAAUUUUAUGUGCCGCCGAGGACCAGUAACAAAGCUGCGUAGUGACAAUGGGAAGAAUUUCAUCGGCGCAGACAGGGAAGCCAAACGGUUUACCGACGUUUUUGAAGCAGACAAGAUCCAGGACGAGCUUGCUACCCGUUGUGUGGAGUGGAUUUUUAACUGCCCUCUCAACCCCGCGGAGGGAGGAGUCUGGGAGAGGAUGGUCCGAUGCGAAGCAAUGGCGCAUGGCACGACUACUGAGGGACCGGUUCUGGAAGCGAACAGACUCAAUCUUAAUUCGCGCACCCAGCCAAUCAGAAAGGAUGAUGUCGUCUACAUCUGUGACCCUGCAACACCACGACGAGAAUGGAGCAAGGGUAUAGUCGAGGAGGUAUACACCGGAGCAGAUGGGAUACCUCGGCGAGCAGCUGUAAGAGACGCCGAUGGAAAUAGGGUUCACAGGGUAAUACGUCCCGUCUCCAGACUAGCGGUCCUAGAUGUGAUGCAGUCGCUUCACGGGGGCGGGGAUGUCGCGGGACGGGAAUUGAUCACCGAAUAA
This is a messenger RNA of Drosophila willistoni, 4665 nucleotides long. RefSeq lists its product as uncharacterized. NCBI's taxonomy places the organism in Eukaryota, Metazoa, Arthropoda, Insecta, Diptera, Drosophilidae. Gene Ontology annotation, molecular function: nucleic acid binding. The record is from RefSeq and is a predicted model, not a curated record. The coding region runs from base 1 to 4665 and encodes 1554 amino acids. The transcript is spliced from 3 exons.